AUGGCGGUUUAUCUCUCCCUGCCUAUCCUCAACGAACUCGUUCGAUUUGUUGAAAAUGACUCCACCUAUGAAGACUCCGUGAAGGCAAUGGCUUCUGGGAUUCUCAACUACUACUUUCCGGCGGCCAAUGGCUACACGGUUGCACCAGAACAAAACCGAAACAACAACUACACCGACUUCAUCAUUCUUCGUAUCCAACGUCGGUUCCCUGGAGACAGAGGUGUCAUUGAUCAUACAUUUGCCGAAGCGAAACGCGCAAGUGAUAGCCUACAGGCGUCGUUAGAACAACUUGAGAAUGCCCUUGAGCAUGCCAACACUCAAUUUGGAAGAUGUUGGGCGAUUAUGAUUCAUGGGAUCAAUUUCAAGUUCUACGAAUAUCAUCGAAACCUACCUGAGCACGCACGUCUUAUCCCGUGGGGCCCUCCCAACCAACGCCAACCACGGAACUCAUUCCAUGCGCGCAAUGAUAGUGUUGAAGUUGAUUGGAUGCUGAGACAUAUGGCACAAAAUGAUACUCCGCCCGCCCGUUAA
Penicillium hordei is the source of this 531-nucleotide messenger RNA. RefSeq lists its product as uncharacterized. NCBI's taxonomy places the organism in Eukaryota, Fungi, Ascomycota, Eurotiomycetes, Eurotiales, Aspergillaceae. The transcript has a single exon. Bases 1 to 531 code for a protein of 176 amino acids. The record is from RefSeq and is a predicted model, not a curated record.